Saprolegnia parasitica CBS 223.65 is the source of this 827-nucleotide messenger RNA. RefSeq lists its product as hypothetical. Lineage: Eukaryota; Oomycota; Saprolegniomycetes; Saprolegniales; Saprolegniaceae. Bases 42 to 827 code for a protein of 261 amino acids. The transcript has 8 exons. The record is from RefSeq and is a predicted model, not a curated record. Gene Ontology annotation, molecular function: protein binding; calcium ion binding.
GGCGCAGAUACGACAUCAGCGGAGCGUGAAGCGGCAUCGACAUGAGCAGCACCCUCGAGCGCCAGCAACUCGAAGAGGCGAGUCGGUCGCUGCACAUUGCGAUUGAGAAAAGCCAGUUGCUCCAAAAGCUCGUUCGGAUCAGUCCCCACUACCGUGACAUUGCCAUCGACGAUGCCCGGCUACACGAGGCCAACUGCGUUGUGGCGUUGGCAUCUGUGAAGCGACUUCUCUCUGCCUUUGCCGCCGACCCUGCGAAGCGAGUGGCCGCCAUGGCCGAAGUCGACGAACUGCUCUCGACGGCCGACGACGCCUACAACGAAAUCCGCACGGUGCGGUCAGACGAGUGCAAGCGAGGGCAUGGCAAUGUGCUCCGCGAACGGGGCACCAUCUAUUUUCACGCCACCGACUUUAGCCGCGCCGAGGCGGCGUGGACCGCGUCGUGUCGGUGUUUUGAAGAGCUUGGGGAUGCGUCGGCGGCCAGCGAGCUCCUCAAGAAACUCGAGAAGCUGCGCCACGUGCGCGAUGUCAAUGCGUAUGCACAACAGCUCGUCGAGCGCACGACGGAAAACCACGAACGCGACGCGCUGCUCAAGGCGUUUGCGACCUUUGAUCGGGACCACUCGGGUGAAAUUGAUACGGCCGAGUUCGCUGCGCUCUCGGUCGAGCUCGGAACGUUCCCCGCGCUGUCGCCGGACGAAGUCAAGGAGGCUUUUGCCCAGCUCGACACGUCGGCCAACCAGAAAAUCUCGUUUGGCGAGUUCUGGACGUGGUGGUGCACGGACGAGGUCCAGGCGUACGCCCAAAAACACAAGUCGCAGCGUAAAUAA